UAAUAGUACAAAUUUUUUUAUAUGUAAUAUUUGAGAAGUCUUAAUAUAUCAGUGAACUUUUCAAAAACAAUUUGUAGUGCAUGAAAUAUAAUAUAAAUUCAGUAUAAAAGAAUAACGGGAAGUCGCAGCUAUCACAGAAUAUAAGUUCAGGAACAACUUUAAACUGUUGUCACUAUUUCAAGAUGAGCCAACAGAAUGCAGUUAAUAGUAAUAAUGCUUCUGCUGAAAGUGUAAAUGGUCACACAAUCCAUGAUAUGACUGAAAUAAAGAUACCAGUGCCAUGGGGUCACAUAAGUGGCAAAUGGUGGGGUCCCAGUGGGAUGCAACCAAUAGUGGCAUUGCAUGGUCGUCAAGACAAUGCUGGCAGUUUUGACUCUUUGAUUCCCUUAUUAUCCAAUGAGAUUUCAGUACUUUGUUUGGAUAUGCCAGGUCAUGGUUUUUCUUCCCAUUAUCCAAAUGGUCAAUACUAUUAUUGUUACUGGGAUGGUAUUGUUCUACUACGUAGAAUUAUCAAGUAUUUCAAAUGGAAUAAGGUAAAAUUAAUUGGACAUUCUUUGGGAGGUGCAAUAUCGUUUCUCUAUGCUGCAUCAUACCCUGACGAAGUGGACUUUAUAAUAAGUUUAGAUAUUGCAAGUCCCAAUGUAAAAGAUGUAACAAAAACUCCUGCCGUCACGGGUGACUUAAUUGACAAAUUUUUAAAGUAUGAGUUACUGAAACCUGAAAAUGUUCCGUCUUACACAUACGAAGAAGCGCUUGAUAUUGUAGAAGAUGCUUACAAAGGUUCUAUAACCAAGGAAAGUGCAAAGAUACUAAUGAAACGCGGCAUGCAACCAUCCUCUGAACCAGACCGAUACUACUUUUCACGCGAUCCAAGAUUGAAGGUUUCUAUGCUGGGUACAUUAUCCAUGGAUUUAGUACUUGCAUAUGCAGCUCGAAUAAAAUGUGGUUAUCUUAAUAUUCGUGCCACAUCUGGAUUAAUAUUUGAUAAGCCUGAAUCUUAUGAUCAGGUUUUGAAUCAAAUAAAAUUAAAUGCUAGAAAAUUUGAGUAUCAUACAGUAGAUGGAACGCAUCAUGUCCAUUUAAAUAAUCCUGAGAGAAUUGCAGCUAUAAUUAAUAAUUUUAUAAGUACUUAAUGGUAGAGAAAUUUAGAUGCAAAUUAUAAAACUAGACCGCGAUUGUAACAGAAAUUAGUUUGGUGCAAGCUAUAUUAGCUGCAUGUAAUCUGAAAUAUUUAAUUUAAAUACUAAUUAUUUUAGUAUAUUUAUAUAUUUUGUAUGUAUUACUUGUAUUAUGUACAAAUGCUGAAAAGCCACCAUGUAACAUUUUAUGUGCUUCCAGUACACACGCAUUAUAUGAAUUGAUUUAAUUUA
Messenger RNA from Megachile rotundata (alfalfa leafcutting bee), 1370 nucleotides. RefSeq names its product putative serine hydrolase. Lineage: Eukaryota; Metazoa; Arthropoda; Insecta; Hymenoptera; Megachilidae. Gene Ontology annotation, cellular component: membrane. The record is from RefSeq and is a predicted model, not a curated record.